AUGGCAAUCAAAAGUUCGACAUUCCACUAUCGUCGGGGCUCAGACGCAUCCGAGAAAGACUUCUUCGACAUCGCCGAUGAAUCCAUUGCGCAAAUCGCCAAGCGCCAGUUGCGCCGCCCACGAACAUGGAUUACCCUGCUCGUCCUAUUUUUGAUGGUCAAGUUGUAUCGCUCUCGACCUCCACCCGAAACAUCGCUGUUACCUCAUAUCAACUAUAAUAAGGUGGAUUGGUCACGAUAUGCAUAUACACAAUACGCUACCUCCGAAACAUACCUGUGCAAUUGUCUCAUGGUCUUCGAGGCUCUGGACCGAUUCGGAUCCAAGGCAGACCGUAUACUUUUCUAUCCCCAGGAGUGGGAUUUGAUCAUCGAGAAUGAUGGAGACCGAACCAGCCAGCUGCUAGUAAUGGCAAAGGAGGAAUAUAAUGUGCAAAUGAGGCCAAUCUUCAUUGACGGAGUCAGGCCACCGGAGGAUCGUGGACCUGCUCAGGCAUCAUGGGAUACUAGCACCGCAAAGUUGUCCGCAUUCGCUCUACUGGAAUAUGAGCGAGUCAUCCACCUCGACUCGGAUAUGACUCUCCUGCAACACAUGGACGAUCUAUUCUUCCUUCCAAAAGCCCCCGUUGCCAUGCCUCGCGCGUAUUGGCUUCUCCCGGAGACUAAAACCCUCUCCUCGCUCAUCGCUGUGAUCGAACCAUCCUAUCUUGAAUAUACCAUUCUGCGAGAUGCUAGCAAGCCCGCGGUCUAUGGGCAGAUCGAUGUGAACCUCACUGAUGGCCGAUUUGAUAUGGAGUUGUUGAAUAGUCGCUUCGGUGAUAAUGCUAUGGUGCUUCCGCAUAGACAAUAUGGACUGGUCUCGGGAGAGUUCCGUUUGAAGGAUCACUGGAGAUAUAUGGGUAAUGCGCAAGAAGAGUGGAAUCCUGAUAAAGUCCUUUCAGACGCGAAAUUCGUCCAUUUCUCUGACUGGCCGUUGCCCAAACCCUGGACGAUGUGGCAGCCGUCUCAAUUGGCAGAGAUGCAGCCUGCAUGCGACAAUAAUCCAGGGACCCCAGAAGAGAGUGGAUGCCGAGACCGUGAGGUUUGGAAGGGUCUCUAUGAUGAUUUCCGGCGACGAAGAAAGGCUAUUUGCAAGCUACUAAGCUUCCCAGCUCCCCCCUGA
This is a messenger RNA of Penicillium malachiteum, 1158 nucleotides long. RefSeq names its product Glucose N-acetyltransferase 1. The transcript has 3 exons. Gene Ontology annotation, molecular function: glycosyltransferase activity. NCBI's taxonomy places the organism in Eukaryota, Fungi, Ascomycota, Eurotiomycetes, Eurotiales, Aspergillaceae. The record is from RefSeq and is a predicted model, not a curated record. The coding region runs from base 1 to 1158 and encodes 385 amino acids.